Molecule: messenger RNA, 2689 nt
Organism: Sapajus apella (tufted capuchin)
Lineage: Eukaryota; Metazoa; Chordata; Mammalia; Primates; Cebidae
Gene: LRRIQ4
Product: leucine rich repeats and IQ motif containing 4
Exons: 6
Coding region: 909-2591 (560 amino acids)
Molecular function (GO): protein binding
Source: RefSeq, a predicted model, not a curated record
GCUCCUUUUACCACAGGCCGCGGCGCCUGCGCUACCAUGGCGACCGCGCGCGCGCUUACAGCCCGCCUGCAGCAGUGAGGCGGUGAUACGAGCCCCGGCGCCACGCCGGCGCUGAGUCCCGCCGGCUGUGCCUGCCCGGGCCCUGAGGCCUGACUGCUGUGGGGUCCUCCGUCACCCUGCCCCGGUUAAAGGCAGCCCGAGGCUCCUCUGCAGGGAGGAGUUCCCGAGGUUUGAGGGGCUCCGCUGCUGAGCUAGGAACUGGGGCGACAAAGAAGAUUAUGACAAAGCCUCCUCCUGCAAAGUGUGCCCCGGCCUGCGGGCCCAGCGCAGAAGCAGAUGGUAGCAUCAGCACCUGAUAGGGACGUAGGGCUUUGGGAACAUAAAGGUUGUUGUGCUCCCAAAGGGCGGGGCCCCCAGGGAGGGCUUCUUGAAAGAGGUGAAGUCCGGAAGGUCCGAGUGAGGCUGCCAGAGAGCAGAAAAGAUUGGUGCGUUCUGGGCAUGCGCAGGUACGUGAAAGUAGCCAGUUAAAGAGAGCGGGGAAGCGGGCAGGGCCAGAUCUACCUGUGUUACCCAUAGCCCAGGGGUUCCAUCUAGAUCCUGCUGCUCCUGGCACAGAAUGCCAAUCACUGAAACAAUGAGAAUUACCAGGGAAGAAGGCUUUAAUCUGAUGCUGCAGCAGAGGAGAUGAGAGAUCAGUCUGAAACCUAUCCCCCCAACCAACUAGAAUUAGGGAUUUACACAGUAAGAAAGAAAUGUAGGAAAUCAGGAAUUAGGGAGGGGUAGGGAAGAGGAGUUGGUCAACAGCUAUCAGGUGGUCGCUUAGGCGAUCAUGAUGGGUGAGGGGUCUGGUGUCUCGCUGUCCAGAUGUGAUGAUCUGAUUUUGAAUAUUUGAACGUUUCUUCACAAUAAUGUCAAAAGACGUAAAAUCAGUAGAACGUUCACCUAAAAUUCCUCAGAGAAAUGAUCCACAGCAUGUCAAUGAUAGAACAUUUUUCAUCAAUGCCUCUAAUCAGAGCUUGACUGCCAUUCCGUUGGAGAUCUUCGCAUUCACAGAAUUAGAAGAAGUGCAUUUAGAGAAUAACCAGAUUGAAGAAAUUCCCCAGGAGAUUCAGCGUUUAAAGAACAUAAGGGUCCUUUACCUGGACAAGAACAACCUGAGGAGCCUGUGCCCGGCUCUGGGACUGCUGAGCAGCCUGGAGAGCCUGGACCUGAGCUACAACCCCAUCUUCUCCUCCUCCCUUCUUGUCGUCAGCUUCCUCCGCGCCCUGCGUGAGCUCCGGCUCUACCAGACCAACCUGAAGGAGAUUCCCGUUAUCAUUUGUAAAAACCUCCACCACCUGGAGCUGCUCGGACUGACCGGAAACCAUCUGAAAUGUCUGCCCAAGGAAAUAGCGAAUCAGACGAAGCUGAGGGAGAUCUACCUGAAGCGAAACCAAUUUGAAGCUUUCCCCCAGGAGCUCUGCGCUCUCUACAACCUGGAGAUUGUUGACCUGGACGAGAACAAAAUUGGUGCCAUCCCAGAAGAGAUCGGGCACCUGACGCGACUGCAGAAGUUCUUCGUGGCUUCUAACAACCUCCGCGUUCUGCCGGCGUCUCUGAGCCAAUGUAGCCGACUGUCAGUGCUCGAUUUAUCCCACAACCUUCUCCACUCCAUCCCGAACAGCCUUGCUGAGCUCAGGGAGAUGACGGAAAUCGGGCUGAGUGGGAACCGCCUGGAGAAGGUGCCGCGCCUCAUCUGCAGUUGGACCUCGCUGCACCUGCUCUACCUGAGAAACACCGGCCUGCGCAGGCUGCGGGGCUCCUUUAGGCGCCUGAUCAACCUGCGCUGCCUGGACCUCAGCCAGAACCAUCUGGACCACUGCCCACCACAGAUCUGUGCGCUGAAGAACCUGGAAGUCCUGGCACUUGAUGACAAUAAAAUAGGGCAGUUACCUUCAGAAUUGGGCUCACUUUCAAAACUGAAGAUACUUGGAAUAACAGGAAAUGAGUUCCUUUCCUUUCCGGAGGAAGUCUUUUCUUUAGAGUCUUUAGAGAAAUUAUACAUUGGGCAAGACCAGGGAUCCAAACUUACCUAUGUGCCAGAACACAUUGGGAAACUGCAGAGUCUCAAGGAGCUAUAUAUAGAGAACAAUCAUCUGGAGUACCUGCCCAUGUCCCUGGGGUCAAUGCCUAACCUAGAAGUUCUUGAUUGCCGGCACAAUUUGCUUAAACAACUUCCAGAUGCCAUUUGCCAAGCACAAGCUUUGAAAGAAUUACUGCUGGAGGACAACUUGCUCACCCAUCUUCCAGAGAAUUUGGAUUCCCUAGUGAAUAUUAAGGUCCUGACACUGAUGGACAAUCCCAUGGAAGAGCCCCCAAAAGAAGUGUGUGCUGAAGGCAAUGAGGCCAUAUGGCAAUACCUCAAGGAAAAAAGAGAAAGAAAUAUAAUGGCAACAAAGAUUCAGGCGUGGUGGCGUGGAACAAUGGUACGGAAAGGAUUUGGGAAAUUCAGUGAACUAAUAAAAGCACGAAAGAAAGGAAAGGCAUCUCCAAAAGAUAAGAAAGGAAAGAAGGAUGUAAAAGAAAUACCAGGAAAGAAAAAUAAGAAAUAAUCCUAAAAAUUGAUAAAUUGGGGUAAUGAACCUUGAUGGAUAAAGGCAAAAUAUCUAGCAAUUAGAUGCCUACUACAUUAAAAUUAUUCAUAAAAUUA